AUGCGGUUCAUCAGUGAUAACCUCCCCGCGGACAGGAGCUCUCUCGGGCCACGAAUCCAGGUCAUAGCAGCUGGUCUCCCUCGAUGUGCCACGUCUUCUUUACAAGCUGGCUUGGAAUCUCCCCACCUGGGGUAUGCCCCGUGUAUGCACAUGGCGCAUGUUCUCCCCCAUCCUGAACGAAGCCAACUUAUACUCGAGGCGAUCCAAGAGAAAGAUACGACACGCCGAAGACGAAUACUUCACAAAAUAUUCGACGGGUAUGAAGCCACGACUGAUUUUCCGGGGUGCUGGUUCAUCGACGACCUCAUGGACAUGUAUCCAGAUGCGGCGAUUGUGUUGAACCAGCGCCAGGACGGCGGCGAAGGAUGGAUGAAGAGCUUCACAAACUCUCUUGGCCUGUAUAUGACGUUCAAGUAUUACGCCAUGUGCUUUCUGUGCACAUCUGACCGUAUUCACUACAAUAUUCACCAGGAAAUGGGGAAACGAUGGGUGAAGAAAUUCGGUGUUGAGUUGGGGCCGGAACUGUACGAUGCCCAUCAGGAUUUUGUGUUGCGGGAGGCCAAGGAGCGUGGUCGAGAGGUUUUGAUCUGGAAGGCACAGGAUGGUUGGGAUCCUCUGUGUAAGUUCCUUGGUAAGGAGACGCCCAAGAGUGAGCCCUUCCCGUGGGUCAAUGAUACGGCGACGAUGAAGGUUCUUCAGAGGAUACUUAUUUCGAGAGGACUUUUGUCUUGGGCCGGCCUUUUGGGCGGUGUGUGUGUUGCUUGCAGGUAUGGGCCUAGUCUUUUUGGACUUGCGUCUGUGAGGCUCGUUAGUAUGUUUGGCUAG
This is a messenger RNA of Pochonia chlamydosporia 170, 825 nucleotides long. Its product is annotated as TPR repeat containing protein. The transcript has a single exon. The coding region runs from base 1 to 825 and encodes 274 amino acids. The record is from RefSeq and is a predicted model, not a curated record. NCBI's taxonomy places the organism in Eukaryota, Fungi, Ascomycota, Sordariomycetes, Hypocreales, Clavicipitaceae.